UCCUCCCCCCCCCAGCCAGAAACUAACUCUUCUGCGCGAGAUGCUGGUGGGUACCUGCCAGGUCAUCGUUGCCACCCCAAUGGAGAUGCUGAAGAUUCAGCUACAAGAUGCUGGUCGAAUAGAGGCCUCUAGGAGGGUGAUUGCACAGGCACGGGGACAGGCUGCUUUGGACGGUCUGAGACCGAAGUCUCCCACAGCCCUUCAGCUCACCAAAGACCUUGAAGCAGAAAGGGAUCACUGGAUUGUACAAAGGCCUUGGAGCCACCGUACUAAGGUGGUCUACUUCCUGGGCAUGGGGGAGCUCAUCCUCCGCCUCCUGCCUGCUAAAGACCCAUGA
Sardina pilchardus (European sardine) is the source of this 337-nucleotide messenger RNA. It is a transcript of the gene slc25a22b, whose product is annotated as solute carrier family 25 member 22b. NCBI's taxonomy places the organism in Eukaryota, Metazoa, Chordata, Actinopteri, Clupeiformes, Clupeidae. Bases 41 to 337 code for a protein of 98 amino acids. The transcript has 4 exons. The record is from RefSeq and is a predicted model, not a curated record.